This is a messenger RNA of Cebus imitator (Panamanian white-faced capuchin), 555 nucleotides long. RefSeq names its product NADH:ubiquinone oxidoreductase complex assembly factor 8 (gene NDUFAF8). NCBI's taxonomy places the organism in Eukaryota, Metazoa, Chordata, Mammalia, Primates, Cebidae. Gene Ontology annotation, biological process: mitochondrial respiratory chain complex I assembly. The record is from RefSeq and is a predicted model, not a curated record. Bases 71 to 295 code for a protein of 74 amino acids. Gene Ontology annotation, cellular component: mitochondrion. The transcript has 3 exons.
CAAGCUGUUUGACGCCGGAAGAGGACGGACCUAAUAUGGCGGCGUCCAGGGGCUCUGGAAACAGCGGCCCAUGUCGGCUAACGGAGCGGUGUGGGGCCGGGUGCGGAGCCGCCUCCGCGCCUUCCCUGAGCGGCUGGCCGCCUGCGGGGCCGAGGCCGCGGCGUACGGCAGGUGCGUGCAGGCCUCUACGGCCCCGGGCGGCCGCCUGAGCAAGGACCUCUGCGCGCGGGAGUUCGAGGCCCUGCGGAGCUGCUUCGCCGCCGCGGCCAAGAAGACGCUGGAGGGAGGCUGUUAGGAGGUUCUGAGCUUCACACCUGUCUGCUGCUGUGGGUGCAGAGCCCUCGUCCUGAUGGCGCCUGGUGGCACACAUGGAAUGCCCAGGGCAGAAAGGAAGAGGAAUGGCGAAGAUGUGACUUCCUGAUGUUAGAUCCUAUUUCUUCUCAGCAAGUUGAGGUGUGGGUAGAGCAGAAAUUGGUUUUCCAGCCUUGUCUGUAAGGACUUGAGUUCGAAUAAGAUGUAACAGAAGCAACAAUAAAGAUUCCGUCAGGUCCUGCA